CACACCAACAACAUUGCACAUAAUCAUCAUCCAUCGUCUUUAAACGCUAACAAUUACAUCAUAUUCUCACCGACGUAUCUUAACACUCUUUUUUAGCCACACGUUGAUCAAACUAUUUGUUAUAUUAUUCGUUUGUGUGCAGUGUUUUUAAUCGUCUCGCUAACUUUGAGUCUGUGCUCUUCCGCAGCGUUCAGUCCGCUGACUCGGCAUCAUGCCUCGCAAGAUUGAAGAAAUCAAAGAUUUCCUGCUGACGGCCAGGAGGAAGGAUGCCAAGUCCGUGAAGAUCAAGAAGAACAAGGACAACGUAAAGUUCAAGGUGCGCUGCAGCAGGUACCUGUACACCCUGGUCAUCACUGACAAGGAGAAGGCAGAGAAGCUCAAGCAGUCACUUCCUCCAGGUCUGGCUGUCAAGGAGCUGAAGUAAACUUGCCAUGUAAAGAGAAUUGUAAUAAAAAUUGGAAAACAA
Nerophis ophidion (straightnose pipefish) is the source of this 466-nucleotide messenger RNA. It is a transcript of the gene rpl38, whose product is annotated as ribosomal protein L38. Gene Ontology annotation, cellular component: ribosome; cytosolic large ribosomal subunit. The coding region runs from base 212 to 424 and encodes 70 amino acids. The record is from RefSeq and is a predicted model, not a curated record. NCBI's taxonomy places the organism in Eukaryota, Metazoa, Chordata, Actinopteri, Syngnathiformes, Syngnathidae. Gene Ontology annotation, molecular function: structural constituent of ribosome. Gene Ontology annotation, biological process: protein-RNA complex assembly; translation. The transcript is spliced from 4 exons.